UUGCGCCAAGCCUACUCAUCAGGCAUAAUUGUAUAUUUCCAAAUUGCAAUUUGAGAGUAACUUAAAACGCAAAAAAUAUAUAUUCAACUUUUUAUGAAGUUUUACAUUAUUCUAGCUUAUGCAGUAGUUCGAAUACAAACGUUAACGUAUGGAUGAGAAACGAUAUAUUAAACGAAAAGAGAAGGCGCGAGGUGAAGGCAACUAUCAGCAAUUGGCCAUUUGUUGCAAUAAUUUAGGUGAUUUCUACAAUCAGCAAGGUAAAUAUCAAAAUGCCGUCAAUGAAUAUCAGCAAGAAGCUGAAAUUUACACCAAAUUGGGUAAAAAGCUGGAAAUGGCGAAAGCGAAUCGAAUGAUUGGAGAAAUGUUCAUGUUGCUUAGCGAAUUUGGCAAGGCUAAGGAGCAUAUAAACCUAUAUCUCGAUAUUGUUAAGAAAUUACACAACAAAGUGGAGGAGCAACGGGCAUACGCGACGCUCGGGCGUGCACACUUGUUGCAUGGUCAAAACGUUAUAGAGAGCUCGAAAUCUAACGCAAUGGAUCCACUGAGGCAGGCUGAACGCGCUUUUCUCAAAAGUUUACUUUUAAUUAAGGAACUUUCAGGUCAGAUUUCAAAACUGGAGCAGUUGGAUAUGCAAGCGCGCUGCUAUCUUAAUAUUGGUGUUGUGAAAGAACAUAUGGAAGAAUUCGAAGAAUCAAUUUCGUACAUGGAAAAAGCCAUUAAAAUAAGCAAAUCGCAUGAUAUAUUCGAAUUGACACACUUAUGUUACAUUUCGAUGAGUUUGCUUUAUUUCUAUAAAAAACAUGACUCGAUUUUAGCGCUACGCUUUUGCAAUUUAGCGUUGGAAGUUGCGAAACGCUUGCCGAAUAGGGUCAAGAAAAUUUGCGAAACUCUUAUUACAAAAUCGGAGAUUUUGAUUAAAGAUGCCGAUUUUGCAAGCGCUAAACAAAUCCUAACUAAGGCCUACAAAAAGAACACACCCGACGAAAACGAUCGGACCAUAAUUGAAAAAUCGCUGCGCGUAGUCGUGAAAAUUUGUCAAAUUUUAGACGAAUUGGUCACCACCAGCUCACUUGACUACACAAAGCGGAAAACUUUAUAUGAGAAACUUGGCGAUGGAUGUUGCCAACUCCAAAACUACUCUAAAGCUAUUGAGUACUACCAGCAAAUGUUGGAUUGCGCCGAAAAAAACUCUGAGCCCGCAAAAAAUUUAAUACCGAUUUAUGUCAGUCUGUAUCAGACCUACAAAGACAACAAAGAAUAUGACCAGGCGCUAAUAUAUCUGUGGAAAGAAUAUGAGCUGAAUGAAGGUGUGCCGACGGAAGCGUUUUCAACACUAUGUGCUAUUGCUGACGUGUGCGAGCUUCAGCGACAAUCAUUUUGGACCAUACAGGAUAUUUACCAAAAGGCAAAGCAGCAAGCGGCAAAAAACAGUAAUGAGAGAGAACGGAAAAAACAAGAGCGAGUGGUUUUUGUGCGGCUCAAAAGAUUGAUGCUAAAACACAAAAUGCAAAUGUUGGCAGAUGAAUUAAUAGAGGAAGCUAAAGAGAAAGGCAUAAAUUUAAAACUUGACGACGAUGGAAGCGACACUGAGUCAGAGGCGGACUCGGCAGCUUGCAACGAUGAAAACACACCCGAAUUGGGUGAUGAUGUUUGUCUCGAUGAUCUAACCGAUUCAGAUAUGAGUGAUUUAGAUGAGACAGAAAAACCACGGCCACAUCGCGCUACACGUGGAGUUCGCGCUCUUACGAUUAAGCGCAAUAAUAAAGGCGAAACACAGCUGCACCAAGCAUGUAUAGCGGGAAAUAUUGAGCUAGUUCGGCGACUUCUCGACCAAGGGCAUGUGGUCAAUGUGCGGGAUCAUGCGGGCUGGAUUCCAUUGCAUGAAGCUUGCAAUCAUGGAUUUCGUGAUAUAGUAGAACUACUACUAGAUCGCGGUUCAGCUGUUGCCAUUAACGAUAAAGGAGGUUUAAGUUGCGACGGCAUAACUCCACUUUACGAUGCCUGCUCGAAUGGGUUUCUCGAUGUAGUUGAACUGCUAUUAGAUCGUGGCGCUGAUACGGCCAUUAAAACAGAUUUUGGCGAAACAUGUUUGGUUGGCUUAGAUAGAUGGCGGCGUUCAGCAACUUUAACGGAGGGCGAACAAGCACAGUAUGAAAUGAUAAGAGCCAGACUAUUGACAACACUUUCAAAGACGGGCAUUUGUAAGAAGCCAGCGGCAGCAUUAACAAAUGCACAAGUUGAGUCUAUAUCAGAUGUGGAGUCCGAUAGCGGUGACAAAACGUUGGUAGGAGAAGAAUUACAUAGUGGCGGACGUAUACGUUCUAGUUUGAAUCGGUCUGGUGAAAGCAGAAGGGUUUCCAAGGAAUACAUCAAGAAAUCUCCACGUGACAAAUCCGCUGGCAUGGAGUAUAAAACAGUAAUGGCACAAUUGAAACACCCAAAUCGCUCAACCACACUUAACGAUGAUACUUACGAGAGUUUAAAUUCCGCGGCCAGUUAUUCAAAAACUCUGAAAACUCGACGCAGCGCAUUGCUGGAUGGGAAUGAAGUAGAUGAUGAUGAUUGGCUAAUUGAUGAUUUAGGUCCAGAAUGCAAAAAAAGACGUUUUCACACCCCUAUUAAAGAAGCAGCAUCGACCUCUAAAGAAAACUUACACACCGAUUCAACAAAUUCUAGUUGGAGUGCAGAUACGAUGUUAGCACCCGAUGAUGCUUUUCAGGUGCUUUUGGAUGCAUCAGCCGGUACCACAAAGCAACAACGUCAAAAACAAGUGCGCAAAUUACGUUUGUCCGGUUCAUCCAAUAUUAGUACCAGUUCGAAUUUGCCAAAUAGUAAACAAAGUAAAACAAAGCAACAGUCAUCGCUGCUUGAUAAUGGUUUUUGUCGCUUUCGCAGUGAAAGUCCCAGAUUUGGCGAGGAUUCCCUUGAUGUGGCGCCAGGCAAUUCAUUUACAAACGAGGCAGAUUCAACGACAACAUCCAUACAUUUACUGAUAUCUCCCUCGAAGUCGUCACCAAUUAAAGUACAAAGCACACAAGUUAUUCCAACAACUGUUUCAUUUAAGAUUAAAGUAGAGAAUGAAUUGUUGUUAGUGCCAAUUGAACGGAAAAAGCUAAACGAUAUUAAUAUACGUUGGUUGGCUGAGGAGGCGGCAAGACGUUAUUAUAACUUGGUGGGAUUAAAGCCGGUGCUGCGUUUGAAAACUGCGGAUGGAUUUGCAUACGAAGAAAAUGAUUCGGUAAAUGUGGCGCUUGAGCAGAAUAUGAUUUUGGCAACUGUGCUGGACUGGCAGAUAUCACCACUUGCGCAGCGCUACGAAGAAAUGUGCCAUCAGCUGAAGAAAGAUGUAAAUAGCGAGAUUUUGUCUGCUUUGGAACAAACUCAAACAACUAAUGUUAUUUGUCUCACUGACUCUUGGUUACUGCCAUCAAUCACCGAACCUAUCUUCAAGGCAGUGCUGCAUCAGGCCAAUCUGCGCGUCAUUAAUUUAAAGAAUAAUUUUAUACAAAACGAGGGCUGUCGACAGUUAGCCAAAUCUAUACCAACACUAAAACAGCUGAAAACGCUGAAUUUGCAAGGUAACUUUAUAACUUCGGAGGGGGUAGACGUUUUGCUUUCAACGCCAGGUGGGCUUGAGGAACUAGAAGAAUUAAGUUUGAGUCAAAAUCCAUUAGGGAAUGCCAGUUUACGUAUCUUAGAACGAUUUUGCAACAGUAGUGCCGGAAAGUCACUACAACAACUUUCGCUAUCAAAUUGUAAUAUAACGAAUUUGCACGACCAUGAUCUGGCUUUCUACCAAUUGAGUGCAAUUGAUAUUAGUUACAAUCAACUCACUAAUGAUUCCUUGCGUCAACUGUUAACCAAGUUGAAUGCAUCCCGUUUAAGAGAGUUAAAUUUAAGCUAUACGCAAAAAAGUUCAUGUGCGGAUGAGCGUAACUCCGGCAUGAAUGCCGAAUAUAUUACGUCCUUCUUCGAGAGUGGCACAUGCGAGAAAUUUCGACGUAUCCAACUUUGUGGCUGCCAUCUUAGUGAUAUGAACAUGUAUAAAAUAACUGAAAAUCUGCAAAAGGCGUGCGAUUUAGAUUUGCUCGCAGUGAGUGGCAAUGCAAAAUUAAGCGGUGCUGCCUUGCAAAUGGUGUUUUGCAAAUUGCCACAGUUGCGCAAGUUGUGCGCGGUGAAUUGUAUGCACUUAGUGGAUGACGAACGCUUGGAGAAGAUGGAGCAGCUAAAACAAAUACCAAGUUUUAUCUCGUUAACAAUAGCAGACAACUACGAUGAAUAUGAGCGACGCUUGCGCAGUCUGUGGCAAUUGCAUUGGGGCGAGAAAGCACACAUAAAAUCCUAUUCUGAUUGUUUGUUGUUGUACAUUAAUGAGAAGGAUCUCCAUCAGCAUUGGUAAUAAAUGGUAAAAGGAACUUUACAUGGAUUUAUUAGGAAUUUUAUGGGAGUUAUUCUGUUAAAUAUUUGGCAUUGUUACGAAAUAGAUUACGCACUUUUGUAAACAAGAUUUUUAACAAUUAAAUUUGUAAAUAUAUGUAUGUAUGUAUGUGUGUAGUUUAAAAAAUCAACUUUUAUCAGUUUUCUUUAAGUAAAUAAUA
Messenger RNA from Anastrepha obliqua, 4598 nucleotides. RefSeq names its product tonsoku-like protein. The record is from RefSeq and is a predicted model, not a curated record. NCBI's taxonomy places the organism in Eukaryota, Metazoa, Arthropoda, Insecta, Diptera, Tephritidae. Gene Ontology annotation, molecular function: protein binding. The transcript is spliced from 9 exons. Bases 149 to 4399 code for a protein of 1416 amino acids.